AUGACCGCGGGGAGGAGGAUGAAGAUGCUCUGUGCCAGCAGGGUCCCUGCGCUGCUGCUCUGCCUGGGUUUCCAUCUUCUACAGGCAGUCCUCAGUACAACUGUGAUUCCAUCAUGUAUUCCAGGAGAGUCCAGUGAUAACUGUACAGCUUUAGUUCAGACAGAAGACAAUCCACGUGUGGCUCAAGUGUCAAUAACAAAGUGUAGCUCUGACAUGAAUGGCUACUGUUUGCAUGGACAGUGCAUCUACCUGGUGGACAUGAGUCAAAACUACUGCAGGUGUGAAGUGGGUUAUACUGGUGUCCGAUGUGAACACUUCUUUUUAACCGUCCACCAACCUUUAAGCAAAGAAUAUAUGGCUUUGACCGUGAUUCUUAUUAUUUUGUUUCUUAUCAUAGUCGUCGGUUCCACAUAUUAUUUCUGUAGAUGGUACAGAAAUCGAAAAAGUAAAGAACCAAAGAAGGAAUAUGAGAGAGUUACCUCAGGGGAUCCAGAGUUGCCGCAAGUCUGA
Molecule: messenger RNA, 510 nt
Organism: Symphalangus syndactylus (siamang)
Lineage: Eukaryota; Metazoa; Chordata; Mammalia; Primates; Hylobatidae
Gene: EREG
Product: epiregulin
Biological process (GO): epidermal growth factor receptor signaling pathway; positive regulation of cell population proliferation; positive regulation of mitotic nuclear division
Molecular function (GO): epidermal growth factor receptor binding; growth factor activity
Source: RefSeq, a predicted model, not a curated record